AAGAAAACAAAACGUAAUUUUCAGUGCUGUGCCGACCUGAAGCAGCCAGCCAGCCAGCCAGGAUCCACAAAUGUUACAUCACGGGAUAAACGCUAGCUAGCUAGCCAGUGCUGCUUCUCGCCACGUCUCUGUGCCUGCCCGAUAUUUUUUCCCUUUCACGAAAGAGAAAAUAUCGCCCGUGCAUGCGCUUUUAUCCCGGGCUCCUGACACAUAGGCAGGAUUUAUCUCUCGGCUUCCAUUUUCGAAACGCGGCAAAGAUCUUCGCCAGCCUUUAAUCUGCGCCUGCCCAGAAGAACAUAUAUCCGCACAGCGCGCCGUGCUAGCUAGCAAGCAUUCCUGGCUCUCCCGUCAAGCACCACGCACGCACAUCGCCAGGCUCAGGGCUCCUGCUGGCUUGCUCCCGGCCGAGCGCUCAGGAGGGAGGAGGCGAUGGCGGCCGUGUUGGACGCGUGGCGCAGCAAGAGCGCGGCCAUCACGUCGUGGUGCGUGUCGGCGCUGUGGAGCGGGCUCAGGCGAAGGCACCGGCGGACGGCGUACGCCCUCGGAGCCGGUGGGCUCAAGCUCAGCUACGACGCGCUCAGCUACGCCCAGAACUUCGACGACGGGAGCUGCCCCGGCGAGUGCGAGCCCGACUUUACGGCCAGGUUCGCGCCCGCUGGAGCGCGGAGGCCGUCGAUCACUUGCUGUCCUUAGGAGAGCUAGCUCAUCGCUGUUUGUAGUUCCGGCCCGGCGUGUGUGGUGGUGGUGGUAUUGUUGUCACCUUCAAAGUAUGUCUCUCUCGCGUGCGUGUCUAGUUACUCUUGGUAGUAAUCGAGGUCAUGCUAGGUCUAUAUAUCUUGGCUGGAUGGGUGUGGGUGUGCGUGUGCAAGUAUUUAGAGUGGAGGAACCAAUAUUGUUUGGAUUAUGUGGACCGAUAAGCUCAAAGUUACUGUGCA
Molecule: messenger RNA, 935 nt
Organism: Triticum urartu
Lineage: Eukaryota; Viridiplantae; Streptophyta; Magnoliopsida; Poales; Poaceae
Source: RefSeq, a predicted model, not a curated record